Malassezia japonica is the source of this 2865-nucleotide messenger RNA. It is a transcript of the gene ALA1, whose product is annotated as alanine--tRNA ligase. Gene Ontology annotation, cellular component: mitochondrion; cytoplasm. The record is from RefSeq and is a predicted model, not a curated record. The coding region runs from base 1 to 2865 and encodes 954 amino acids. Gene Ontology annotation, biological process: alanyl-tRNA aminoacylation. Lineage: Eukaryota; Fungi; Basidiomycota; Malasseziomycetes; Malasseziales; Malasseziaceae. Gene Ontology annotation, molecular function: alanine-tRNA ligase activity; nucleic acid binding; ATP binding. The transcript has 3 exons.
AUGACCGAGUCCGUAUCGACGACGACGCCUGCCGUCGAGUGGCCGGCCGCGAAGGUGCGCAGCGCGUUCCUCGACUUUUUCCGCGAGCGUGGUCACACCUUUGUGCCGUCGAGCUCGACCAUUCCCUAUGAUGACCCGACUCUUUUGUUCGCAAACGCGGGUAUGAACCAGUACAAGUCCAUCUUCCUCGGCACGGUGGACCCCUCGUCGAACUUUGCCAAGAUGAAGAGCGCUGUGAACUCGCAAAAGUGUAUCCGCGCUGGCGGUAAGCACAACGACCUGGACGACGUCGGCAAAGAUACCUACCACCACACCUUCUUUGAGAUGCUUGGCAACUGGAGCUUUGGCGACUACUUCAAGGUGUACGGCCUGCCAGCCGACCGCUUGUACGUCACCUACUUUGAGGGCGACUCUAAGCUCGGCCUCGACGCAGACACUGAGGCGCGCGACUACUGGCGCGCGGUCGGCGUCGCGGACGACCACCUGCUCACCGGUGACGCCAAGGACAACUUCUGGGAGAUGGGCGCGACCGGACCGUGUGGCCCUUGCAGUGAAAUCCACUACGACCGUAUCGGUGGCCGCAACGCAGCGUCGCUCGUGAACCAGGACGACCCCAACGUGCUAGAGGUCUGGAACGUUGUCUUUAUGCAAUACAACCGCGAGGACGACGGCUCGCUGCGCCCGCUCCCUGCGCGCCACAUUGACACGGGUAUGGGCUUUGAGCGCCUGGUGUCUGUCCUCCAGGACAAGCCGUCGAACUACGACACGGACGUCUUUGCACCCCUCUUUGCCCGCAUCCAGGAGCUGACCGGUGCUCGUGCCUACGAGGGCAAGCUCGGCGAGGAGGACAAGGACGGUAUCGACACGGCCUACCGUGUCGUUGCUGACCACAUCCGUACGCUCGCUUUUGCGAUGAGCGAUGGCGGUGUCCCUGACAAGGAUGGCCGUGGCUACGUCCUGCGCCGCAUUUUGCGCCGUGGUGUGCGCUUUGUGCGCAAGUACUUCGAGGUGCCGAUUGGCAGCUUCUUCUCGCAGCUGCUCCCGACGCUGGUCGAGCAGCUCGGCGAGUUCUUCCCCGAACUGACGCGGAAGACGGACGACAUCAAGGCGAUUCUCGACGAGGAGGAGCAGUCGUUUGCCCGCACGCUGGACCGUGGCGAGAAGCUCUUUGAGCAGUACGCGCGCCAGGCCAAGGCCGAGGGCCGCACGAAGCUCAGCGGCUCGGACAUCUGGCGCCUGUACGACACCUUUGGUUUCCCGGUCGACCUGACGAGCAUCAUGGCCGAGGAGCAGGGCCUGACCUUUGACCAGGCCGAGUUUGACAAGGCCCAGGCCGAAAGCAAGGAGGCGAGCAAGGGUGGCCCCAAGGAGCAGGCCCUCGACACGGUCAAGCCCGACGUGCACGACCUCGCUCACCUCGAGGGCGACGCUUCGGUUCCCAAGACCGAGGACAAGUUCAAGUACGACCAGCCCACGAUCCACGCCACGGUCAAGAGCAUCUUCCAGGAGCACAAGUUCUUCCAAAGCUCGAGCGAGCUCCCCGAGACGGGCUCGCCGUUUGGCGUGCUGCUGGACCGCACCAACUUUUACGCCGAGAGCGGUGGUCAGCAGGCUGACACGGGUAGCCUGGUGAUUGACGGUAAAACCGAGUUCGAGGUGACGAGCGUGCAGGUGUACAACGGCUACGUGGUGCACGUCGGCUACCUCAAGUACGGCGAGCUGGCGGUCGGCCAGGAGGUCGUGUCGGAGUAUGACGAGAGCCGCCGCCGUCCCCUGCGCAGCAACCACACGGGUACGCAUAUCCUCAACUUUGGCCUGCGCGAGGUGCUCGGCGACCACAUCGACCAGAAGGGUUCGCUUGUCGCUCCUACCAAGCUCCGCUUUGACUUCUCGCACAAGGCUGCCCUGUCCAUUCCCGAGGUGAAGGAGAUUGAGGCGAUCAGCAACAAGUUCAUCGACCGCAACGUCCCGGUGUACUCGAAGGACAUGACUCUCGAGGAGGCGUACAAGAUCCCCGGUCUCCGCGCCGUCUUUGGCGAGGCCUACCCCAACCCCGUGCGUGUCGUUUCUCUGGAGUUUGACGUGGACGACAUUGCCAAGGACCUCGAGAACCCCAAGUGGCGCAGCACUAGCAUCGAGUUCUGCGGUGGUACGCACGUGGCCAAGACGGGUGAUAUCAGCAAGCUGAUCGUCACCGAGGAGGGUGGUAUUGCGAAGGGUAUCCGCCGUGUCACAGCCGUGACGGGCGACGAGGCCGCGGCGGUAACGCGCACUGCCGACGAGGCUACUGCGCGCCUCGAGGCCAUUGAAAAGAUCACGGACCAGAGCGAGAAGGACGCACAACUCAAGGCGUACAGUGUUGAGCUUGCGCGUAUGGACAUGAGCGUUCUCCGCAAGGACGAGCUCAAGACGCGCUUUGCCAAGACGCGCAAGGCCCUUGACACGCAGCUGAAGGCCAAGUCGGCAGCCGACAUCAAGGCCGCGCAGGAGGCAGUGACCAAGUACUUUGCCGAGAACCCCGAGGCGAACGUGUACGUGGCCAAGCUCGACGUCGACGCAAACGCUAAGGCGCUCCAGUCGGGUAUCGCGGCUGCGCGCAAGGCCGACAAGGCGGUCUACCUCUUUGCGCAGGACAAGUCGGCGAGCGGCCCUGCGAAGACCAUCUACAGCAACUUUGUGCCGAAGCAGGCACUUGACGCUGGCCUCGAUGCUGUCUCUUGGAACAAGACCAUCUCGGAGAAGCUCCAGGGCCGCGGCGGUGGCAAGCCCGAUGGUGCACAGGGCCAGGGCGAGGCGUCGAAGGAGGCACUCGACGAGGCGCUCAAGCUCGCCGAGGACUUUUACAAGCUCAAGCUCGGGCAGUAA